AUGUCAAACUUUAACCGGCUAAACCCACCCGUUAACAUUAAUGGCACCCGUGGUGUUCCUUCCACACGUCCACCUCCACCUGUGGACGAUGGUGCACCGAAAAUGACAAAAAGGACGUGUGCACGUUGCAAGGAAUCCAAUAAGUGCAUCAAAUUGUUAUACUCAAGAAUUGGAAGAAUAGAAGAUUUGGUGAACUCCUUGGCCGUAAGCACGAAGACCAAAGCGGAUGUCAAGGACCCACAAUCCACCUCCGCUUCGGGGAUUCCACAAAUUCUCGUCUCUCAACCACAAGGAGAGUCAAAUUUGCCGCAUUACGAUGCCGGCAGAAAUGAUUUUUCCGAUUUUAGCCUUGACGACAUACAGCACUUUAUUAUAGCGUUCACAAACUCUAUCGUAUCUGCCAACGUCCAGAGGGAUUCAAAUCCUUCCAUAAACGAUCGAUACUUCUCCGCUCAAAACUAG
Acaulospora colombiana is the source of this 462-nucleotide messenger RNA. The record is from the annotation of a GenBank genome assembly. Lineage: Eukaryota; Fungi; Glomeromycota; Glomeromycetes; Diversisporales; Acaulosporaceae.